Molecule: messenger RNA, 1191 nt
Organism: Malassezia pachydermatis
Lineage: Eukaryota; Fungi; Basidiomycota; Malasseziomycetes; Malasseziales; Malasseziaceae
Product: cytoplasmic protein
Exons: 2
Coding region: 1-1191 (396 amino acids)
Cellular component (GO): cytoplasm
Molecular function (GO): GTP binding; ATP hydrolysis activity; ATP binding
Source: RefSeq, a predicted model, not a curated record
AUGCCCCCUAAGAAAAACGCUCAGCCCGUGGAGAAGCCACGUCUCGGUCGUCCGUCGAACAACCUCAAGAUGGGUAUCGUCGGUCUUCCUAACGUCGGUAAGUCGACUCUCUUCAACGCCAUUGCCAAGUGCGAUCUUGGUAAGGCUGCCAACUUCCCAUACGCUACGAUCGAGCCGGAAGAAGCUCGUGUGCCCGUGCCAGACGAGCGCUUCCUUUGGCUGUGUGACCUGUACAAGCCCAAGUCAGAGGUGCCUGCCUUCCUGACGGUCAUCGAUAUUGCCGGUCUCACGGCUGGUGCUAGCACUGGUGUCGGUCUUGGUAACGCUUUCUUGUCGAAUGUGCGUUCCGUGGACGGUAUCUUCCAGGUCAUCCGUGCUUUCGACGAUGCGGACAUUGUGCACGUCGAAGGUGACGUGGACCCGACUCGUGACAUGGAGAUCAUUUCGACAGAGCUUCGUCUGAAGGACAUUGAGUGGGUCGAGAAGGCACUUGAUACCGCCCGCAAGAACGCCCGUUCGGCUGGUAACAACUCGUUGGAGGACCGCAAGAAGAAGGAAGAGGUUGUUAUUGUCGAGAAAAUCCUCAAGUGUCUGCAGGAGGACAACAUGGAUGUCCGUAAAGGUGACUGGAACGCCAAGGAGGUGGAAGUGAUCAACUCGCUUAUGCUUCUCACUGCCAAGCCGGUGAUCUACAUUGUGAACCUGAGCGAACGUGACUACGCGCGCAAGAAGAACAAGUGGCUCCCGAAGAUUAAGCAGUGGAUCGACGAGAACAACCCAGGUGACUUGCUGAUUCCGUUCUCGGCGUCGCUCGAGGAGCAGCUCUUCUCGCUCUCGGAAGAAGAGGCGCAGAAGGAAUACCUUGCCAAGCUCGGCGACAAUGUCCAGAGCGCGCUCGGUAAGAUCACCAAGAGUGGCUACGACGGUCUUGACCUGAUCCGCUACUUUACCGCUGGCCCUGAUGAGGUUCGUGCGUGGUCCAUUCGUCGUGGUAUCAAGGCCCCGCAGGCUGCCGGUGUGAUUCACUCGGACUUUGAAAACAAGUUCGUGUGUGGUGAAAUCAUGGCUUUUGAGGAUCUCAAGGAGGCCGGUAGCGAGAAUGCCUGCCGUGCCAACGGCAAGCUGGCUCAGAAGGGCAAGACCUACGAGAUGGUCGACGGUGACAUUGCGCACUGGAAGGCUGGUGCGUAA